AUGUGCAUGCAUACUGUCACCAUGAUUUGGAAAUGGAUUCAUUUCAGUGCUCUUCUUCUUGGAGCACUCACAUCUCCGACUCCAUCUUUGCCCACCACCGCCAACACUGAUGGAGGACCCUGUCGCAUUUACAACUCUGGCCGCUCUGCACACUGUGUGGGAAAACAGCUCGACAGUGUCCCUUGGAGACAUUUUCCAUCCACACUGGAAGUCAUAGAUCUCUCCUACAAUGAACUUCGAGCUGUUCGUGCUGACGACUUCCUCCGCCUCCCUCAGCUUCGCAUCCUAAAGCUGCUGUACAAUAACAUUUCACACAUUGACAAUGAUGCCUUUAAAAACAACAUGCUCCUGGAACAUCUCAACAUCUUCAAUAACUCCCUACAGGAAAUUCCUGCCACAGCCCUGAAACCUCUUUUGAAUCUCACAGAGCUCUACAUGUCUAAUAACCUUUACAGACAUGCCACUUUGGCCGAUAGCUUCUCCAAAUUUGUCAAACUCCAAGCUCUGUCUAUGGGAGGCCCUAUGGUGAUGGGACUAAAGAAAACAGACUUUCAGCCCCUGAAGAACAUUGGCUUACAAGUUUUUGCUAUCAAAUGUUCCUCCAAUCUAAGUUACUACGAGCCUGGAAGUUUAGAAGUCAUCCAGACAAAGCAGAUUAGCUUUGACAUGGCCAUAGAUCAACGGCCAAGUGCUCUCCCUCACAUGCUACGUGACCUUGCCAACAAGACCUUCAGCGUCAUCCAGUUCCGCAACCUCUUUGAGUUCAUGUACUACAUGGGAGAGGAAGACAUUUUCCAGGGUUUAAAAUUAAUCACAGUCAAUCAGCUCAUCUUUCACAGAGGUAAAUUCAAUGAGAAUCUCCUCAGGAUGGCUUUAAUGAACUUACAAGUCACCCCUAUCAAACGUUUGAGACUUCAGUACAUCGACUUUGCCCGUUCACCCACAUUUGUUGAUAGCGGAGCAAGUUCCAGCAUCACAGACCUGGCACUGGAUAAGUUGGAUCUUUGGUAUAUAAGCAAUCCUGAUGUGCUGCGAUUUGACUGGCGCUUUACCUGGUUCAACAAAAUUAAGGAACUGUCUAUUCAGCAUGUGUACUUCAACUCUGUGCCUUGUGACGCCUGGGUUGAGAUGGAAGGUGUUGAGGUUCUGGAUGUCUCCAAUAAUCGACUACAGAAUGAGUUCAUCUUCAACCAGCGGUGUGAUUACAAGGGCGUCAUGCCACAUCUUCACACCUUCAACAUUAGCACCAAUGACGUGACCAGUUUAAAGGACUUGUCCUUGCUAACAAGGGAGUUCCAGCAGCUACAGGUAUUGGAUUUUAGCAACAACAAACUGGGCUCUGCUGAAAACAGUCAGGACUGCGUUUGGCAAAAUAAUAUCACUCGGGUUAUCGCUCACCACAAUCAAUUCGUAAGGGAAGCACUCAGUUGUCUGCCCACCACAGUGCACUACUUGGACUUGUCCGACUGCAACCUGGAUCAGCUGGACAUGACGUACUUUGAGAAAACCACCAACCUGAAAGAGCUCCUGCUGACUGGAAAUAAAAUCAAGUUCAUCCCAUCAAAGUGGAAAAGUCUGUCACUGCAGUCCCUUGCUUUAGAUGGGAAUUCGUUUGGUCUCAUUAGCAAGGCAACUUUCCAGGACAUGCCUCAACUGUCUCAACUGAGGGCAGGGAAUAAUCCUUACCAUUGCACGUGUGAGCUCCAUGCUUUUGUCCAGGACACAAUGUCAAAGGGAAAGGUUAACCUCACAGACUGGCCUUUGAACUACAGGUGUUACCACCCAGAGGCCUUGCUCGACACAGUCAUAUCCACAUUCCUGCCAGGUCAAGUGGCAUGUGACAUCAGACUAGUUAUUAUCAUCUGUGUUGUGACAACGGCAGCGGUGAUCUUGAUAUUAAUGCUAAUUUGCUAUAUUUUUGACCUCCCGUGGUACACUAAAGCCACAUAUCAGAUCAUCAGGGCCAAAUACAGAGCUCAUAAGGAAAAAGCGGCCGGGGAAACAGGGACUUUUACUUAUCAUGCCUUCAUAUCCUACAGCCACUCUGAUGCCGACUGGGUGAGGGACCAGCUCUUGCCCUGUUUGGAGAGCAACAAGAACUCCUAUCGUUUGUGUAUUCAUGAGAGGGACUUCACGCCAGGAAGGUGGAUCAUCGAUAACAUAAUUGACAACAUUGAAAGCAGUCGUAAGGUAAUAUUUAUCCUCUCCCGGCACUUUGUUAACAGCGAGUGGUGCAACUAUGAGCUGUACUUCGCUCAGCAGAGAACAGUGGGCAAGACCUUCAAUGAUGUCAUACUAGUGGUGAAGGAGCCCAUCGAUCCCAGCUCCUUGCCCAGCAAGUACUGCAAGCUGAAGAAGAUGCUGAGUACUAAGACCUACCUGGAGUGGCCCCAGCAGGUCAGCCAGCAGUCGUUUUUCUGGGCACAGCUCAUAAGUGUCCUGGGCAAGCCCACAAUGACUCGAGAGGGGGCGCACAGUGUUAAGAGCAGAACCUCAUCCGUGGGAGGUGUUUCUGUAAUUGGGCCCCGCUUGGAUGAUAGGAUGCCAGAAGCAACAAUACUGAAUGCGGACAAGGGAACAGAACCUGAAAAUGAAAUUAUUAACAGCAAUAAUGAUCAGCUAUCAAAUCGGAGACAAAUUCCUAUGGUGGCAUUUUGACCCAAAGCUUAGAAAAUAACAUUUCAAUUUCAUCAGUAUUGUCUCAGUGAAGGCCUGAACUCAGGUAACCUUUUGUGUGCAGGUUAUGCCAAAGCAAAAGCCAUUGUCUCAUUAUGAUGAUGAUAAAAUGAUCCCCUGUCCUGCCUG
This is a messenger RNA of Perca flavescens (yellow perch), 2805 nucleotides long. RefSeq names its product toll-like receptor 18 (gene tlr18). Gene Ontology annotation, molecular function: transmembrane signaling receptor activity; protein binding. Gene Ontology annotation, cellular component: plasma membrane. NCBI's taxonomy places the organism in Eukaryota, Metazoa, Chordata, Actinopteri, Perciformes, Percidae. The transcript is spliced from 4 exons. The coding region runs from base 1 to 2658 and encodes 885 amino acids. Gene Ontology annotation, biological process: immune response; inflammatory response; toll-like receptor signaling pathway. The record is from RefSeq and is a predicted model, not a curated record.